Messenger RNA from Lotus japonicus, 1561 nucleotides. RefSeq lists its product as uncharacterized. Gene Ontology annotation, cellular component: Cdc73/Paf1 complex. Bases 171 to 1337 code for a protein of 388 amino acids. The transcript has 15 exons. Gene Ontology annotation, molecular function: RNA polymerase II complex binding. Gene Ontology annotation, biological process: regulation of DNA-templated transcription. The record is from RefSeq and is a predicted model, not a curated record. Lineage: Eukaryota; Viridiplantae; Streptophyta; Magnoliopsida; Fabales; Fabaceae.
GGGGUAUUAUCUGUGCGUGCGGGGUUUGGGUUCGCAGAAUACAUUUUGUGUUCGAAUUUCAUAGUUGUAACUUGGAACUCCAAGAUAGUAACCUUAUCGUUGCCAUUGUUGCUGUUGGGAAUCGAAGAGAAGAGAAAAACCACCACGGUCACACUCAAACUCACACAGAGAUGUGGAUGACGACAAUGUCAAUUAGGAGCAGCGGUUUGUUAUGGUUUCGAAUCAAUUGCUGCGAUUCCAAAACAGGACGUGGUUUUGGAGAAAACAGGAUUAAGACCAACAAAGCUGACAAGGGUUCGGUGUCGCCGCAAAGGGGAUCAACAUCGAAACAGUCUCGGUCUGUGCCUUCUCAGGCACCCCUUUUAAGUUCACAAGUUGACAGGAAACUUAGAAACAGUUCUUUGGAUGUUGACUUCGAGGAACGCCUAAAAGAAGUUAGAAGGUCAGCGAUUGAGCAAAAGAAGGCAGAGGAUAAAAAAGAAUUUGGAGCAAUUGACUAUGAUGAACCAAUUUCUUCAGACAAAAAAACAAUUGGCUUGGGUACCAAGGUUGGUGUAGGUGUUGCUGCUGUGGUUUUCGGUCUGGUUUUUGCUUUUGGGGAUUUUCUUCCAUCAGGAAGUGUUAGUCCCAACGAAGACAGCGCUGUGGUCAAAAGUAAAUUGUCAGAGGAGGAUAAAGCUGCUCUUGAGAGUAGGCUUAAGGAAUUUGAAGCGACAUUAAGUAACUCCCCAAGAGAUCCAACCGCUCUUGAAGGAUCUGCAGUAACUCUGGCUGAACUAGGGGAAUACACAAGAGCUGCUUCUCUACUUGAUGAUUUGACAAAGGAAAAACCAAAUGAUGCUGAUGUUUUUCGCUUGCUUGGAGAAGUUAAGUACGAACUCAAAGAUUAUGAAGGGAGUGUUGCUGCAUAUAAAAAUUCAGCAAAGGUGUCUGAAGAUAUCAAAUUUGAAGUUUUGCGUGGCCUCACCAAUUCAUUGCUUGCUGCCAAGAAGCCAGAUGAGGCUGUUCAAUUACUUUUAGCAUGUCGUGAGCGUCUCAGUUCCGAAAACUUGAGCCAAAAAUCUGAUAGCAGCCCAACAGACUCACAGAAGUUGGAUCCAAUCCAAGUUGAUUUACUUCUAGGUAAAGCCUACUCAGAUUGGGGCCAUGUGGGUGAUGCAGUAGCUGUUUAUGAUCGACUUAUAUCUGCUCACCCUGAUGAUUUCCGUGGAUACCUAGCUAAGGGAAUCAUCCUAAAAGAAAACAAAAACAUUGGAGAUGCUGAGAGGAUGUUCAUACAAGCUAGGUUCUUUGCACCAGACAACGCUAAAGCACUUGUAGACCGUUAUUCACGAUAACAACUUAUAUUGACAUUCAUUAUGAAGGUAUGCUUUGUAAAAUAGAAAUCUUUAGGUCAUUAACUAGGUGACAUAAAAAAACCUCUAUCCAUAUUGCAGAUUCACAGCAAGAUAUAAGUCCAAUGAUUUCCCUUGUGUUUAUGGUAGAAGCUACGACCAUUUGAUAGCAUAGUACAAAGUUUUAUGUUAGGCUCUUCUUUAUGUAAUAACUGUUUUUUACAUUA